AUGAUAUUAUAUAGAGAUGAUGAUUUGGCUGCUGAUACUACAGUUGAUACUACAAAUGCUGUUGUUGCUACUUAUUACGAUAAUAUUAAUGAUGCUGUAGCUAUGAUAAUGAUAAUGCAAAUAUUGAUUUUGUUUCUCCUGAUGAUUGAUAUUGGUAAAGCUGAUAGUAAUCUUCAGUUUACUCCUAAAAGAGAUCAAUUAUUGGCAAGUGGAGAAGAAGAAGAAGAAGAAGAAGAAGAUAAGUUGCCAAAUCGAUGCUUGAAAAGAAUAUUUACAAGAUUUACAAUUUUGAAACAAUUCCAAAUGGAAUUCGUCACACUAAAAAGCAAAAAUUGUAGAUGUUCUUUUAAAGGAGAGAAAACUAGAAGAUUACAAGAUGCGUGCCAAUCGCACUAUUAUAAAAGUAAAGCAGAGUUUACAACUCUAGUUGCACCCUUAGCCGAUAACGACGUGUGCCCUCAGUUAGUAGAGACUGAUGGAUUGAAGAUAAAUGCAGGAAAAGUUAGUUUACGUUCAGAAGAUUGCAGAGGUAGCACAGCUCACGUGGUGGGAUGCAGAAGCAAAGAUACUUUAGAAUUUUUAACGACAUGCGCUUCAUUUAAAGAUCGUAUGACAUUUCAGUGCCACGGAUGGUGGGAGGAGAACGAGAAAACUUAUCUCAUUGCUGGACUUAAAAAUUCCAAGACUAAAUACUGUUUUGUGUACACAAUCGACGGAAUUGUUACCAAAUUAUCAGCAUUGUAUGACACAUGCCAUAGAGGUAUCAUGCCUGGAAUUACAGGGAACCUCACUUUUAACAUUACGGCAGCAGGUAAAUGUGAAUACCUUCUAAAUCGAGCUCCGAGCCAAAAGAGUCUCAUAAAUCCCUUUAUGUUAUUAAUGGUGGCCUGUGCCUUGAUGCGGUGACAGGCUCUGUGAUGGACAUCUACAAGAUAAACAAAA
Centruroides sculpturatus (bark scorpion) is the source of this 942-nucleotide messenger RNA. RefSeq lists its product as uncharacterized. Bases 1 to 906 code for a protein of 301 amino acids. The record is from RefSeq and is a predicted model, not a curated record. Lineage: Eukaryota; Metazoa; Arthropoda; Arachnida; Scorpiones; Buthidae. The transcript is spliced from 7 exons.